UAAUGUUAUCGACAUCGGACGUGUUCUUGAUGUGCUGUUAUUUUACAAUUCUGUUGUUGUCAGCGACAUCUAGAAAAACGGAAAAGAGUUAUUAUGUGAUUUAUUACUGGCAAUAAGAGAUCGCAGGGCCUGAGUCCUUCUCUGAAUUCUUAAGCUCCGCCUGUUUGUUUACCUCUACUAUCUCGUUUCGUGAAAUGAACUUUAGCUUCACACUCUGGUGCUCCAAGCAACUGUUGUUUCACUGGAAUGCACCCCACUUUAAGCGUCAUGUUUUUGAUGCAUCCUAAAAUUACAGGUGCUUGAGAUCAUUUGAGAGGGCAGGAGAGAAAAAAAAGGAACAGCAGUUCCGCAAAGCUAUGAAGCACCGGACCGUCUAUAACAGCCCGGGGCACUCUAGAGCAGCUUAGGAGUGCUUAAAGUGCGUCACUGAGAAACGACUCAAAAAAUAUUUGUACUGAACGCGCCUAAAGAAGUUUUCACUUCAGAAAGAGUGAAGACAGCCAUCGCAAACAUACCAUCUGGGUCUGCGGAUGACGUCACCUCUAUUAGCUGCUGAUAGGGAAGACGUCACUCGCAGAGCCUGCCGACUUAUUUGGAUGAGCAAUCUUCGUUUACUAUUCUUACUUAGCAGACACUUUCGACUAUGGAGUUCCUUAAACCAAUCGACCAUAUUCUAUCGAGAACAAAACGGGACUCCUACAUAGAUGAGACUGAAGGAACAAAGCUAUUUAUUUUGAAGUGAAACUUCAAAGGGUGCUCCAUAGGGGUGCUUGGAGUAAAAUUUCAAAGCCGUCGCUCGCGAUACGAAAAUCCGUCACAAUCAAGUUUCCUAGAGUUCUCUCACAAAAAUAAUCUUCCAUCAGGAUAUAUUUUUGUAUUUUUCACUUUCCUUGAAAAAUUAGCUCUAGUGCAGUUUGUACCGUACUUUGGAACGAGUGUCUGGAAAAGUGCCAUCUAUCGAGCAGAUGUUGAACUCUGGAUCCAAACUCCUAAAACCUCUCUUGUUUGGUUGAAUCCAAGCACAAAAAAGUAUUGGCCCCAAUCAGAGUGAAAAAUCUCCAGUAACUAGUCAAAAAUUCGAUAGUUGAAAUUCAAAAUUUUAUUUGAAAAUUCAAAUUUCAAAUCUAGGAACAUUUAGCGCGCCUGCGUCUCGAAUUUAGGUUGGCAAUAUUGCAAGAUGGCGUCUCCGAAACCCGGGAUCAUUGAACAAGAUGUUGGGCAGGAGAUUUUAGACAAUUUUACCAAGAGCCUAUUGACGAUGGAAAACCUGGACAGAUCCUCUCCGGAAAUGUGGCCAGAAAAAGUGCCUGGUGUAACCGAUUUUAUAAACAGUUACAACACGCAGUUUCCAAGUAAAAUGCCAUAUUCUAAGGAAUUAACUGCCGAGGAUCAAAAUUACAUGCAACAAUUGGCCGCACUUUCUUCAGCAAAUCUGAUCGCUAAAGUCAAAGAGAUGCACGACAUCGCCUACCAGCUGGGCGUGGAAGAAUCGAAAGAAGUGACCAAAGGCAAAUACUUGAAUAUGUUCAAUAGGAAAAGUGGCGACAAGUGAAUCUGUUUAAAAAAUAAUUAGAUUUAGGCACCUACUGUGAUUUUGUUUGAUGUGGAUUUUAAUUUUUAAUAUAUUUUUCUUUAUGUGAA
Molecule: messenger RNA, 1641 nt
Organism: Ceutorhynchus assimilis (cabbage seed weevil)
Lineage: Eukaryota; Metazoa; Arthropoda; Insecta; Coleoptera; Curculionidae
Source: the annotation of a GenBank genome assembly